CUUGUCAACGACAUAAACGUGCAAACUUUCAAAGCAACUCCAAAGAAGUUGAAGCAGCGCGUGCGUGGAAAGGAGGAAGAAGAAGCCUCCCGCGGGCAUGUGCGAGCGUGCGUGUGCACGGAGAGAGAGAUGCUUGGUGGCCACGUCCCCUUGGAGACUGCGCACACACACACACACACACACACAAAACACGUGAUGAGCUUUAGUGCGCGGCUUUAGACGGACAUACACGCACACACACGGAGGAGGAGAGGCCGACGACUCGAACACACAACAAGCUUUCUUCGAGUCUUUCUCUCGACUUGUGCCUCCGGGAGGAGGAGGAGGAGGAGGAGGAGGGAGGAAGGGAGGAAGGGAGGAGGAGGAGAAGCCGGAGUAAAGUUUGUCCAAGUUUGCACAUCCCUUCGGAAACGCCAUUUUGAUUCCUCUCCUCUUCAGAGCAACUUUGCAGCCUCUCUCUCCCCCCCUUCAUCACCCAUCCUCGUCAUCAUCAUCAUCAUCAUACUCGCCACGAUGUCUCGGCGUAAGCAGCCCAACCCCAACAAAGUCCGACUGUGAGCAGUGGUCGCAGACACACACACCUCAAACCACACCCCAACUCGCAACCGCCCCACCCAGAGCAACGCGAGUGAGCGCACGUUCUCACUUUUCGAGGAGGACGCAGCAGCCAUGGAGGAUGCCACUGGGGAGAUGGAAGUGGGAGGAGCCAACCCAAUGAUGAACAGGGAAGAGGCCGACCUUAAAGAGGCCACACCCCAGAGUAGCAUGACAGAUGAACCCAACACAAUCACGACAACAACGAUCGCAGACAAGACGCUACAGAGUGGCGAUCAAGGCGGAGGCGGUGGCGGCAGCGGAGGAGACUUGUCCUCCAUCAAUGCCAUGAUGUCAGCAGUGAUGUCAGCAGCGGGAUCCAUUAAUGGUGAAGGAGAAGCAGGAAGUGACGCCACCCCUGCCCCAUCCCCAAGCCCCUCUCCUAAUAAGACAUCAGCCCAGAGAGCGCCACCUGGCCGGAACGCACGACGCAACCAGGACGCCAAAGAAGACCACUCGACACACAUAUGUCCGCUAUGUGACAAGAGCUGUCAGACGCAGCAUCAGCUGACCAUGCACAUUAGACAGCACAACGCCGAUACGGGGGCAACGGACCACUCAUGCAGCAUUUGUGGUAAAUGUCUGAGCUCUGCAUCGUCGUUGGACCGUCACAUGCUCGUUCACAGUGGUGAGCGACCUUAUAAGUGCAACGUGUGCGGACAGACCUUCACCACCAACGGUAACAUGCACAGACACAUGAAGAUCCACGAGAAGGACCCGGCCAGCGGUCUGCUCCCCGUCAGCCCACCCUCACCCACAAAGCGGCGGCGGCCAUCCGUGAAGCGGAGGCAAGGCAUGGAGGACGAGAGCGGUGACGAGCCACCCUCCAAGAAGGUGACAGAGGACUCUGCCUUUGAGGAGCCCCCAGUGACUGCAACAAUGACAGCAGUGGCGGCAGCAACGGGUGUUCGAUGCGUGGAGGAGGAGCUUCUUCCUUGCCCCAUCUGCUUCAAGACCUGCAGCAGCAGACUUGAGCUGGACACACACAUGGACACACACCCUGACACCACACUGAGGUGCGACUUCUGCUGCCUUUCUUUCCGAACCCACCGCGGCUUGUUGCGUCACAACGCAGGCAUCCACAAGAUCCUUCCACAAGACCCCAACGGCCGCCCCUUCAUUCAGAACAAUCCCUCCAUCCCCACCGGCUUCAAUGACUUGGCCUUCAUUGAUUUCUCCUGCAAGAAGUUUGCUCACAUUGCACAGGUCUGGUGUGAGACCAACCUUCGUCGCUGCGUAAGUAAGUUUCACCGCUUUGUGUGCGAGUGUUGCGACAAGGCGUUCCCGCUUCGCUCAGCCCUGGAGCUCCACAAAAGCACCAUCCAUGUAGACACGCCUUCAGACGCCAUCGAACACGAAACUGAGGGAAAAGAAGAAGCCGUCACCCCAGAAAAAGACACCAAGGAGCAUCACAUUGAUGCCGAGGAUGUUCUGCUUUCCCAGCAGUCCACUUUCCUGGAGGGACUGGGUCUCCAGCACAUUUCUAAGGUCAAAUCCGGACCCACAGAUGAUGAGAUCCACCAGGCCCACUUGGACAGCAUCAAAGUGAUCCAUGUAGAGCCACUGAAUUCCAGUUUCCCGCAGGAGCAUGCCUACCUGUCAGGUGGUCUGGGUCUGACUUUGGGGGUGAGUGGGCUGACGGCACUCAGCAUCCCCCUGCUGGACCAGUCUGGCACCGCAUCCACCCUGCAGGGUCUCUCAAAGAGGGACGCUUUGAGUCUGCUCUCCUUGCAGCCUUUCCAAGCAAGCUUCCUCAUGCAGCCUGACGGUGCCACGGCUGCCGCUGGUGCAGCAACGUCUGGCAUCAAACCUGGUGAAGUGGGCGGGAUCAUGGAGCUGGCAGACAUACAGCAAAUGCUGAAAGUAGCCACUACAGUCCCCAGUCAGAUGGGACUGAGCAUCCCCCCCAUGGCUAAAGCCACAGCGUUCACUGGAGGCCAAGGUCAAGUCCAAAGCCAAAAGGCGAUGCCUCCAUUGAAACCCAAACCUCCAAUCACGCCUCGCUCCAGCCUUACUGCGACAACGCCUCCACCCCUCCAGAGUUCUCAGCAGGCGUCACUGGGCUGCAUCAGUCCCAGCCUGCCUCCCCCAAUUCCCACCCUCUUCAAAACGCCUUCCUCCUCCUCUUCAUCCUCCUCCUCAGCAGGGGGCGGCGGCCAAUUGGAAGCUGAGUGUCCUCUGUCUGAUUCGCCGCCUGUGGCCACCACCGCUGUGCAUGAAGAGGUGGGGCUGAGCGGGAAGAAACCAGGAAGCAAAACGGUUAAUGAGGGCAGUGGCGCCAACGCUGGUUCGGCCAAAGGAUCCUUCCCGUGUCGCUUCUGUGAUCAAGUGUUCUCCUUCUCGGGCGUCCUACAGGCUCACAUGCGCUUCCACCUGGGCAUCCUGCCUCACCAGUGCAACAUCUGCGACUAUGUGGCCCCUGACAAGGCCACACUCAUACGACACCUGCGCACACACAGCGGCGAGCGUCCAUACAUCUGCCGCGUCUGCCACUACCCCUUCACUGUCAAGGCCAACUGUGAGCGCCACCUCAGAAAGAAGCAUGCCAAGACAUCCAGGAAGGACAUUGAGAAAAACAUAAAGUGUGUCUUUUCGACCACUCCAAACAUCACAAAUGCGAUUACCACUGGAACCACUACUGUGGACCUCGGAACAGGAAGUGCCGGAGCGGAGACAGCAUGCCGGUUCUGCGGCGAGGACCUCAAGACUUACCGGGCGUUGCAGAUCCACUUGCGCACACACAACGGCUGCCAGAGGAAGCCAUUUGAGUGCCGACGCUGCGGCGCGGCCUUCCUGGCCAAGCGGAACUGCAUCCACCACCUGCUGAAGCAGCACCCUGAGGUGCAGGAGCGCGAGAUCGAGGAGCACAUCGCCACACUUCAGCCCGCUGCUACUGUCACCUCUGCUCGCGCCCCCCCGCUUACUGUGAUGGCUGCCAAUGGGCUGAGUCAGCCACCCAUCCAGGCGGUCAAGUUGGAGGGAGUGACUAACACCCUUUAUCUCGAAGAACUGGAUCAGCCUCUGGACUUUUCCGCCAAAGGUCGUGGAGCCCAUGUGGCGUUUCCUGGGGUCAAAAUGGAGACUCUCUCCCCUAACCUGGACUGCCCUGCACUGGACCAGCCCAUUGACCUGUCCAUACCCAGCAAAAGACAGAGGAGGGAAGCGGCCAUUGAUGGUGAGACGCGUGAGAUCAAGAUGGAACAAAAUGGUGGCAACAUCAUCGAGCAGCACAUCGUCGCCAAAGAAGACAAGAUGGCAGGCACAUUGGCUGUGGGCUGCUACCAGUUCACCCCUGGAUCCACCCCUCCCCCGACAUCCCUCGCUAACGUCAGCACCUCUACACGACCUCAGCGCCUCAAGCCCCUCCUUCCAAAGCCUGCCUCCUCCGCCUCAGCUCCUCCUACUGCCCUCAAAGAGCUCCCGCCUCUGGCAUCCAUUGCUCAGAUCAUCCACUCAGUGUCCGGCGCUCCGGACCUGCUGAAGAGGGAGGCGGCCUCGCUGGAGGGAAAACCUCAGCCGGCUUCGGAAUCCACCACAGACGCUUCAGGAAGCUCCAACCUGCAGGAGACGCCAAGUGAUGACAACAGCAGGAAGAAAAACAGGAAGAAGACUGCCGCCCUCACCGUCAAAGACCAGAGCGUCAUGAGCAAUGCUGUAGACCUCGAGUCCAGCGGUGAGUUUGCCAGUGUUGAAAAGAUGCUCGCCACUACGGACGCCAACAAGUUCAGCAACUACCUGCAGACGGGGACGAGCGACCUGGCAGCCAAGAGAGAUGGCGAGCAAGCAGGAGGCGGCAGGGACAAGGAUAGCGGCCCAAGAGAGGAACUGAAGACGGUGUUGCUUCCACAAUCAAAAGGGAAGAAGAACGCAUACUCCAACUCUGUCCAGAAGAUGACCUGUCCAUUCUGUCCUCGAGUCUUCCCUUGGGCCAGCUCUCUGCAGAGACACAUGUUGACGCACACCGGCCAGAAGCCGUUCCCGUGUCCACGCUGUGACGCCUUCUUCUCCACCAAGUCCAACUGUGAACGCCACCUGCUGAGGAAGCACGGUGUCACAAACAGAACACUGCGACGCAACGGUGUCCUCGUCAAGAAAGAAGGCGACGAAGGCUCACACGAGAGCGCAGAGAGUCAGUCUGAGACGGAGCAGCUUGCAGCAGAACCUCAGACCCCUGCUGAGUCUUCAGCCAUCAACGCCACGCCUUCCACCGACCUCAAAGACACUCUCUCAGAGCCACAGGGGGAGGAAUCGACUCCAAGCAGCCCCACCCACCGGCCCACCUCAGCAGGGUCCAGUCCUGCUCAGCAAGCAGAACCAGAACCUACUGAACAGCCAGACCAGCAGGGGGCAUCAGACAUAGAAACAGAACCAUCUAAACUGGCUCCACCCACAAACAAGCUGGAGAAUGGCGAUGAUGAUGACUGUCAGAGCAACAAAAGUUUGGACCUCAACUUUGGCAGGAAGCUCAUCGAUUUCAAGCUGUCUAGCUCCACCCCCUCCACUGACAGUCCGCAAGAAGUGGACAAAGACAGUACCAGUGCCCCCCCCUCCUCAGCGAGCCCUGCCCCUGCCGCCAAGCCUCAGCCUGAGUACAAGCACGUGUGUCGCGUGUGCAAGAAGAGUUUCCGCUACGCCACCACACUUGCUCGCCACGAGAGGGCGCACCUUAGCGAGGAGACACCGGCCAAGGAGGAGCCACCAGAGACAGAGAAGGCAGAGGAGAGCAAUGUCGCUAAAGUGUCAGAAGAUGAGAAAGAGGAUGAGCCUAAGAAGAAGGACGUGGAACUUGAGGAUGGUGGCGGUGUGAGCGAAGCAGGCGAGAGUGGCGAGUCAGAGGAGGAAGACAAAGAAAAGGAGGAGCGCAGCGACGACGAAGAGCCAAGAAGCGCUGAGGGUGGAGACACCUCGGGUGGCCGCGUGGACAAACGCAAGAAGAUCUGCAACGUGUGCGCCAAACGUUUCUGGUCUCUGCAGGACCUGACCCGACACAUGAGGUCACACACAGGCGAGCGUCCGUAUCGCUGCCAGACGUGCGAGCGCACCUUCACACUCAAGCACAGCCUGGUCCGCCACCAGCGUAUCCACUCCAAGAGCCGUGACACCGACGCCGCCAGCGAGGACGGAGACUCCUGCGCAGCCACACCCACAUCAACCUGCCCGCCCUCAGAGAAUGAGAGCGAGAGCGCCAAGGACCUGGAGGAAGUGGAUGCCGCCGAACUUGAGAGAAGUUCUGAUCCUGAACCAGCUGAGGCCCAAUCCACCGUUUCUGAGGAGGCGUCUGAACGAUGUGCAACCCCCCAGGACGCCACCGACACCAAGACGAGUGACACGUCUGGAGAAGACUUUUCCAAAGACCCGCCCUCAGCUUCAAGCCCUGCCCCUGCUGAGGCCAUCAUCCAGGGCCUCCUGGAGAUCCACGCCCCAUCCCCGAUGGAUCACAUGCUGCCCAAUGGGGAGCCCCCCUUGGUGGGCGUGGACUGAGGGGUGUACCUUUAAGAAGCCUUGAAGUGCCUUACUACUCGUCCAUCUUCAUCACCGAGGAGGAUGAUGAUGUCCUUUUUAUAGCUUUUUAACUUGUUUUGGAAAAUCAAGAUGGCCAAUGGCUGCGUGUCACAGGACAGUAGUACACGUGCAAAGAGAUGCCGCUUGUAACUGGAAGAUGGGGGACAGACUUGCCGCCGCCCCUCUGUUUGUAUGAGGGGGAGGGGUGGCUCACACUUUAGUGAACUUCUCAGUUUAUGUGCACAGCGUCGCACAGGAGGACUUUUCUCAGUUUUGGGUGACUUUUUGGUGUCGGGAGGGAAUUUUUCUGGUUUUCUUUUUUUUUAAUAUAUAUAUAUAUACAUAUAUAUAUAUACAUAUAUAUAUGUAUAUGUGAACAAAUCAAAUUUAGUUAAAGUGUGUGCGUGCGUAUGUGCUUACUCUUGUCGGCUUUCUUCUGGUGCCUCGGCCGCGCUCGCACUGACCCGGGUCCAAUUUACCUCAACACGUCAAUCGCGUCUUCCUGCGAGCUAGCAUGGCUAACUUUUAGCUACACCGCCGAGCUCACAGCUAAGCACAGCUAGCGUGUCAGUUAGUCCAUGCUAGCCUGCUUCGUGCAAUUAGCCUUAACGCACAAGAAAUAGCUAUUAGCUUUGGCUUAGCAUCACCUCAGCUUCUUAAGGGCUAACACUACGUAGCUGCAGCUAUUAGCCUGUGUCUGCCAAGGGCUAACAUAUCAUUUCCAGUGGUAAUGUGUUGUUGUGAGCCUAAACUCAGAUAUGAAGUCAUGGGGUAAACGCACACGUUUGGCGAGUGGACCAGGCCAGCUAACAAGCUAACUUACAAUGACUAGCUUCAAGCUAACUGCAGGCUAUGCUUGCCUGCUACAAUAAUUAGCAUGUAUGCCCUAAUUUGACACGCUUUCUCCCUGAUUACUUUCUUCUUUCACAUGAAUUCAAAGAACAUUAAUACUUUAAAUACUUAUUAUUCUUUUUUUUAUGGCGUCAGAGACAAUCAAAGAGCGUCCAGAAAAGAUUGCAACAAUAAAAGUACAACACUAUGUUGUGUCACAUUCAUAGUAGCCACGUUGUGGGGGCGGGGUCUUUUGAUUUUAUUUUUUCCUUAACCAACCUCUAAAUAAAAUUUAAAAAUAAACCUCGGAAGUAAAAGCAACAAACUUAAUUUUAUUGUUCUGACUGGGCACCAACUAGUACUGCUAGUGCUCUAAUACUAGUACUACAGCUUGUACUCAUACAGCUAUUAUGGUAGAUACUUGGUCACAAUCAGACAUCCACCAGCACUUUGACUUGUUUGAUUUGGUGCUUCUUAUCAUCUCAUUAAGUUUGUUUUCAGUGACUUGUGUCAAGAUAAAAAGCACACUAUGUGAUGCAAUAAUUGUAAAGUGUUUAAUUUCCCCCCAAAAUAUACUGUCUUGAAUUUGCUAAAUGCGCUCGUGCUAACGUCAGGCUAACACCACCUAGCUAGUAGCAUGGCCAAGUUUUCCAUAUUCCCACUUAACAGAAUGGCGCCACUCUUGACAGUUUGACUUCUGUUUGUUAGCAAAAUGUUUAAAGUUGAAAUAAAUAAUUGGCUUUUGUCGACUUGACGACAGUUAUUUAAUUUUGAAUGCUCACCACCAGUCAAGGGACCUGUCCUUCCUGGCUAGCUAAGCCUAGCUUAGCUGAGCCGAGUGCCCCGCCCUUUCCAACAUUAAGUAUGACUUGAGUUACGUGAAUCCUGGACUUCCGCGUCGAUAGUUUUUUUUAUGUAUUUAUUUGGAGCCCAGGUGUGUGUGUGCGUGCGCUACCUGACGAGGACAAGCCAUGUUUGGAAAAACAAUAUCUCACGUUGGUUGGCGUGUUGAUGACGUCACUAUGUCACGAGCACGCGCAGCCGGCCGGGCUGCAAACGAGCAUUAAGAAUCCAAAAGAGGAAAAAAGCUUUAAUUAAAUCCAUUAAAGUAAAUUUUUGUUGCUUCUUUUUCUUUAUCAACGUUAAAAUGUGUUUAAAACUGUGAAAAUUUAUUUUUGUUCUCUUCUGGGUGACUUUUAGGAUAGUUUUGCAUGUUAAUCAAAUAUGGUUGUUGAUUUGUUUCCACACACACAGAUGUCGAAAUAACAGUAUGAUGUUGCUCUCAGGGUUGAUGACACUUUCUAACAGUCAUUUUGUUUUCCUGAGUUGCAAACUGUAAUGAUUUAAUUUCAUGUUCUGUCAAUCACUACACAAGCACUUGACUGUGAACACACAUUAUGCACACACACACACACACACACACACACACACUCAAAGGUCACACAGCAUGAAGACACAAAUGUGUAUUCAAGACAAUUAAAAUGCAAACAAACAAAAUAAA
Molecule: messenger RNA, 8428 nt
Organism: Doryrhamphus excisus (bluestripe pipefish)
Lineage: Eukaryota; Metazoa; Chordata; Actinopteri; Syngnathiformes; Syngnathidae
Gene: rreb1a
Product: ras responsive element binding protein 1a
Biological process (GO): regulation of transcription by RNA polymerase II
Cellular component (GO): nucleus
Molecular function (GO): DNA-binding transcription activator activity, RNA polymerase II-specific; RNA polymerase II cis-regulatory region sequence-specific DNA binding
Source: RefSeq, a predicted model, not a curated record